Messenger RNA from Alternaria arborescens, 489 nucleotides. RefSeq lists its product as hypothetical. Gene Ontology annotation, cellular component: membrane. Bases 1 to 489 code for a protein of 162 amino acids. The transcript has a single exon. NCBI's taxonomy places the organism in Eukaryota, Fungi, Ascomycota, Dothideomycetes, Pleosporales, Pleosporaceae. Gene Ontology annotation, biological process: transmembrane transport. Gene Ontology annotation, molecular function: transmembrane transporter activity. The record is from RefSeq and is a predicted model, not a curated record.
AUGACGACUUCCCACCAUCGGAACCCCUCCGUCGCGGAAGAACCUGUGACUUCUGUUCUUCCAGACGGCGACAUACCUUACGAUCCCACGCAUUCUUUGAACCCGGAUGAAGAGGUUCUGGCGUCACUUGGUUACAAAUCCGAGUUCAAGAGAGAAUUUUCCCUCUUUACCACAUUCUGUGUCAGUUUCGCAGUUCUGGGUCUACUGCCCAGUUUCGCAUCUACACUGUAUUAUGGCAUGGGCUAUGCAGGGACAGCUGGCAUGACCUGGGGUUGGAUCGUAGCCAUGAUAGGAAUUCAAUGUGUGGCUAUGAGUAUGGCGGAGCUGUGCAGUAGCAUGCCGACGAGUGGAGGGUUAUAUUAUGCUUCUGCCGUCCUAGCACCACCUGGUUGGGGGCCUUUUGCUGCGUGGCUCACUGGUUGGAGUAACUGGCUCGCUCAAAUUACAGCGGCACCGUCCGGCAAGUACAAAACCGUCAUCCCUUGUUGA